CAAAUGUCAAUACUCAAUAUCAAUAAAAUAGAAACUACAAACUGUAAAUAAUAAAUAAAAUGAAUAUUAUUCCUUAAAAUCCUUAUUAUUAAAUGUUAUGACCAAUAUUUAAAGCGGUUUAAAAUGUCGAAGAUAUGUUGUCUUAAACUAUUCAUAUGUUAUGUAUUUUUAAAUUUAAUAUUUGUCGAUACUGAUGCUUUUGAUAUUCCGGAAGGAUUUGAAAAGUCGAAUCAUACCAAUAAUUGGGCUGUACUAGUAGAUACAUCACGAUUUUGGUUCAACUACCGCCAUGUAGCAAAUGUUUUAUCUAUUUAUCGAAGUGUGAAGCGGUUGGGUAUACCCGAUAGCCAGAUAAUACUCAUGAUAUCAGAUGAUAUGGCGUGCAAUCCACGGAAUCCUCGGCCUGCUACUAUCUUCAACAAUGCUCAUGAACAAAUUAAUGUUUAUGGAGAUGAUGUAGAAGUGGACUAUAGGGGCUAUGAAGUAUCUGUUGAAAAUUUUGUCCGUUUACUCACUGGUCGUGUACCACCAGAUACACCAAGAUCUAAGAGAUUGCUAACUGAUGAAGGAAGCAAUAUUCUCAUCUAUUUAACUGGACAUGGAGGGGAUGGGUUCCUAAAGUUCCAAGAUUCUGAAGAAAUAACCAGCCAGGAGUUAGCUGAUGCUCUCGAACAAAUGUGGCAAAAAAGAAGAUACAAUGAAAUAUUCUUUAUUAUUGAUACUUGUCAAGCCUCAUCAAUGUAUGAAAAAUUUUAUUCACCAAAUAUUCUUGCAACAGCCAGCAGCUUGGUUGGUGAAGAUUCACUGUCACAUCAUGUGGAUUCAGCCAUCGGAGUCUAUAUCAUAGAUAGAUAUACAUACUAUGUGUUGGAGUUUUUGGAAAAUGUACAUCCAAACAGCCACAAAACAAUGUCAGAGUUUUUGUCCGUGUGUCCUAAACAUGCUUGUAUAUCAACUGUAGGUGUCAGACAAGAUUUGUUUAAAAGGGAUCCAAGAAAAGUGCCCAUCACAGACUUCUUCGGGUCCGUCAGACCGAUAAUAAUUACCACAGAUCCUAUCGAUAUCAUUGAGAUUCCAAAGAGAAACAAAAACACUGAAAAUAAAACUACAAAUGUGGUACAAAAAAGAAUGUAUUUACCACAGUUCCCAGUGCAUUUAAUACCAAGCAGUUAGAUAGUUAUUAAUUUGUAUUAUUCUUAUUAUUUAAUAAAUAAGGUAUUUCUACAUA
Leptidea sinapis is the source of this 1228-nucleotide messenger RNA. RefSeq names its product putative GPI-anchor transamidase (gene PIG-K). The record is from RefSeq and is a predicted model, not a curated record. The transcript has 7 exons. NCBI's taxonomy places the organism in Eukaryota, Metazoa, Arthropoda, Insecta, Lepidoptera, Pieridae. Bases 124 to 1173 code for a protein of 349 amino acids. Gene Ontology annotation, biological process: protein localization to cell surface; proteolysis; attachment of GPI anchor to protein. Gene Ontology annotation, cellular component: GPI-anchor transamidase complex. Gene Ontology annotation, molecular function: GPI-anchor transamidase activity.